ACAUACAAUGUUACUGUGUGUGAGAGAGUGACAGGAUGUGUGUGUGUGAGAGAGUAAAAUUCAGAGGCAGACAGCAGUGAGGAGGCGAUUGGGACCACCCACCCCGGGGUAACACCUCCUGUGUAUUAUAUCAGAUUUGACAGGUUUCUUCCGUCUUGUACGGGUGCUGGGGUUGGCUGCUCGCUGCCUCUGGUCCCCGGCCUAUCCUGCGCUUGCUGCCAUCAAAUUCAAAACGAGCUCUUAUUUCUCUUAACACGGUUAAAAACGUCCAACUUAAAUCCUGCUAAAUGCAACAACUGCACCACCUGCUGUCUCAAAUGUCACCCUGCACUGACUCAAGUAACAGCAAAGGAUGCUGGGUAAUAUUCAGUGUGGUAAAGAAACGACCUUCCUACCUACUUUAUCCAUGACCAUAAAUGCUGGAGCCGUGACUGUAAACCUGACAGCACUGAUUUAAAGAGCCAGCAGACGUCCGCACAGAGGUUACAGCUGCUGCGCCCCAGUCUGUGAGCCACAGCCAACCGGCUUAGCCCGCACUAACCCACCAGACCGCCAAGCAGCUGUUUUCAUGCAGUGUUUGAAGAACACGAAGUCUGUAUACUCUGAUCUUAGUUCAGUAACACAUCAUGUAUGAAGUUAAAUAAAAUGUCCCUUACUUUUAAUCUCUCCUCUUCCUCUUCUUUGCAUCUUUCUCCAUCUCUGAGUGUCACAGACUGUUUCUCUCCCUCUGAACUACAGCACACAUGUUUAGUGUCAAACGUCACAAUAAGCACUUUGUGUGUUUGCUGAUGUUUGCUGAGCUGUUAGAAAAGUUGCUGUAUAAAAGUUACUCCUUUUAUGUUCAUGUUUGCUCCUCUUCUGCAGCGCUAACUGGAUGCUGAACAAUGCAGUGCGACUUUACAUCUGCACCAUGAACACAUCAACAGUGAGGGUGUGAGUGGAGUGUCGCUAUUUUCUUAUUGCUGAGUAAACAUCUGUAGAAGAAACGCCAGGCUGCAGUUCACAAAACCUCCUGGACAGCUCCCUGUUUCCUCUCUAACAUCAGUCUGUGAUGGUCUGAUGGAGGAUUCCAACUGUUCAGCAGUCCUGGCUCUGCUUCGUCCUGUUGUUGCUUACAUGAUGCUCCAGAUGUUGUCUGCUGGUCAGAGGUCUGGACUGCAGGUGGGCCGGUUCAGCGGCCGUGCAGCUGGAAUAGAUGCAGUCUGUGGUUUAGCAUCGCCCUGCUCAAACAUGAAGGCCUCCCAGAGACACACGUCAGCACGGAGCAGGUGUCGGAGCAGAUGUUACUCUAAAACCUGUUUAUACCUUUGAGCAGUGAUGGAGCCUUUCCAGAUGUGCCAGCUGUCAGCUCCGAUGCCCCCCAUGAGAGCUGCAGGCUUUGACCUGAGCUCUGAUAUUGUUAGUCUGGAGGAUGUGGAGUCCAUUUUUGGCUCAUAAGUAGAAUAAGUAAUCAUAAAUAUAAGUAGUAAUAAAUAACGUUAAAUGAUUGGUCAAAGCAUUAAAAUUAUGGUUUAGAAACUACAAAAAAAAAAUCUCCGCCUACAAAUCCCGGAAUGCCGCUGUGCGAGGAGCAGCCGCCUCCACGUGCUCGGAGGUUUAAACGAGCGGCUGCAGCGCAGAGAAGGGGCGGGAAAGUGUGUCACUGGGGCACGAGGCUCUCCCCGCGGUCACAUGGUCCCGUUUUCUGCCGCGUGCGGGCACGGCGGCCCCCGCACAUUCAUCAUCAUCAUCAGCGUCCUGCUGCGCGCGCGCCCUGUUUCAAAACAGACAGGCAGGCAGACAGAGGCGCGCGUGCAGCAGGACGGAUCGUUUGGCUCCGUGUGCAGCAGGAACAGUAGUUUGAAUUCACAGAACAAGACCCCGCUUCUUCUUCUGUGGUGGUUUCUUCUCCCACGUCUCCGAGCCUGGGAUGCGUGCGCAGCGGUAGCUUUCUGGGACUUUUAAACGAGGGUCGUGUGCGUGACUUUUCCUUGGAUGUCACAGUGACCACCGCUGCCAUGGACACGAACAACAACAACAACUCAGGAGGCGUGAUCUCCUACGUGGGCUCCUCCGGAGGCUCUCCCACUCGGACCAGUCCGGUCUCCAUGUACAGCGAGAACUCCAACUCCCAGUCCUUUUUCACCUCCUCCUCCUCCCUCACCCCGCCCUUCCUCAGCUCCGGCUCCAGCUCAGGGUCAGCCGGAGACGACGGCUCCUCCUCGGCCUCCUCCUCGGCGGGAGGUUCGCCUCGAGGCCGCGACGACGGCGGCUCUCUGAGGACGUCGCCCAGCAAGUCUGUGGCCAGUCUGACCAAGCUGAACGGCAUGGUGCUGCUCUGUAAGGUCUGCGGCGACGUCGCCUCAGGUUUCCACUACGGCGUGCACGCCUGCGAAGGCUGCAAGGGCUUCUUCCGCCGCAGCAUUCAGCAGAACAUCCAGUACAAGAAGUGCGUGAAGAACGAGAGCUGCACCAUCGUGAGGAUCAACAGGAACCGCUGCCAGCAGUGCCGCUUCAAGAAGUGUCUGUCUGUGGGCAUGAGCCGCGACGCGGUGCGUUUCGGGCGGAUCCCGAAGCGCGAGAAGCAGAGGAUGUUGGCCGAGAUGCAGAGCGCCAUGAACAACAUGGUGAACGACCAGCUGCAGAGCGACUUCCAGCUCGCCAGCCUGUCGUCGUCCUCCUCUUCCUCAUCCUCUUCCUCCUCGCCGUGCCCGGGGGUGACCAUCGCCCCCCAGCCUCAGCCCUCAGCCCUGCCUCCAGCCCCCUCCUCACCCUCGCCCCCUGCUUCGGCUUCCUCUUCCUCCCCACCACCACCACCUCUUCCCGCCCAUCAGAGAUCCUCCCCCUCCUGCUCCACCCCCAGCCCCGGGAUGGACUCCACCAUCAGCGCCAUUGCUCGCGCUCACCGGGAGACGUUCCUAUAUGCUCACGACAAGCUGGCCAAUAACCACAUCCACCACAAUGGAGAGGCGGAGCUCUGGCAGCCCAACCGCUGCCCAAACGGUUACCAUGCCAACGGCCUCAACACCAUCUACCACCACAAUAACAACCUGGCCGCAGAGUGCUACCUGCCGGAAAACAGCCGCACACAUCAUCACCGUAGCAACGGGAGGCAAAGCCAGCAGAGCGGUCCCGCUGGUCAUGUGACCCAGGAGCAGCGCUGUCCAGUGAAGAAGCAGACGGGGAUCGUGCUGGCUUGUCCAAUGAACAUGCAGCCUCACGCCGACCCCUCGAAGACCCCACAGCAGAUAUGGGAGGACUUCUCGCUGUCUUUCACGCCCGCCGUCAGGGAGGUGGUAGAGUUCGCCAAACAUAUCCCCGGAUUCAGCGAUCUGUCCCAGAACGACCAGGUGACCCUGCUGAAGGCAGGCACGUUUGAGGUGCUGAUGGUGCGUUUUGCGUCGCUGUUUAACAUGAAGGAGCAGACGGUGACGUUCGUCUCCGGCGCCACCUACAGCCUGGAGGAGCUGCGAGCAAUGGGCAUGAGGGACCUGCUGGGAGCCAUGUUUGACUUCAGCCACAAGCUGGCGGCGCUGGAGCUGGACAGCGAGGAGCUCGGACUCUUCACCGCCGUGGUGCUCGUGUCAGCAGACCGCUCCGGCAUCGAAGACGUGGUGUCGGUGGAGCAGCUGCAGGAGAAUCUGAUACGCGCUCUUCGCUCGUUGGUCAACAAGUCGCCCGUUGCCCCAGAGAGCGAGCACCUCGACGUGGACUCGCCGCGCUUCACCAAACUGCUGUUGAAGUUGCCCGACCUGCGGACACUCAACAACAUGCACUCUGAGAAGCUGCUGUCUUUCCGCAUCGACGUUUGAUGACAUCACUGCGAUGUCACCACAUCGCCAUGCUCUCCAGCCCUUAACAUCGCAGCGUCAUCCAGACCGCAUCGUACAGACUGGCAGGAUGAUGAUGUCAUCAGCAGAACUUUUCAAGACAUGCGUCUCCCCGCCAAAAUAAAAGUGUGCUUUAAAACAGUUGGUUGAUGUUUUAAAAGAGCAGGCCGCCAUUUUUAAACCACUCUAUUUUAACCUGUAUAAGCCCAAACCGUUAGCUUAGCCUAGCCAGCCCAGUUCUUUGACUUUACUGGAGCGUCGCCAGCAGGAAGUGUGAAAGACGAAAGAAGCGUGAAGGACGUGGACGACGACAGUCAGACACAUUUCAGCCGAGUACGCUAACUGACGAGCUCACACAGAAGAAACCUGUUCGUUCAGCUUCACUUCCACUUCCUGUUGAUGUCAUCAUUCUAUCUGAUUUUAGCUUCGUUAACGUUCAUGAUGAGUUCAGACGCUUUUAAUUUGAAAGUUUUCCCAGCUGGAGACAGAUGCACACUAAAAGUAGCUCUUUCAAAUGUCUUCACCAUAAACACACGAGUAAUGUGGACGCAUCGAGCAGCUUUUAAUGAUUUUAAGGACUUUGGGAUCAGCUCCUUUGAUUUUCAGCGGCCGGCGAUCUCUGACUGCGGCAGCCUCCGCUUCCACUCUGCAGGAAACAGAAACUCUUCUGGUAUGAACUGAUUCAUCCUGAACUUCCAAACUGUGGAGCGCCCGGAAUGAUAACUCCAUCCACUGAAGAGAUGGAGGAGGCGGGGCGUGACCUGGUGACGCCUCAGACAAACCUUAUGCAGCUGAUGUUCUGUAAAGAAACUGUACAUAGCCAUAAACACAAAGAUCCAGCUAUACUUGAACUAUUUGCCCUGAGAUCUGUUGUACACAACUAUUUUUUGUUAAUAUGAAUAUAUGCCUGUGCAGAUAUCGUGAAUAUUAAAGUAUGUACGAGCGAGGAAGUGCACCUGAUAAAAGAAGAUCUCUGAUGUAUUUUAAUCUGUGGUUUAUGUUGUAAAGACGUUAUAUAAAAAUAUGUAAAAUUAUAUAUAAGUUUAUGCACACA
Molecule: messenger RNA, 4863 nt
Organism: Oreochromis niloticus (Nile tilapia)
Lineage: Eukaryota; Metazoa; Chordata; Actinopteri; Cichliformes; Cichlidae
Gene: nr1d1
Product: nuclear receptor subfamily 1, group d, member 1
Biological process (GO): positive regulation of transcription by RNA polymerase II; cell differentiation; hormone-mediated signaling pathway
Molecular function (GO): nuclear receptor activity; RNA polymerase II cis-regulatory region sequence-specific DNA binding; zinc ion binding
Source: RefSeq, a predicted model, not a curated record